UAUUUGGUUCUAUCAAACAACAAUCUUUCUGGUCCAAUACCAAGAAACAUAUGUUCCAACACUAGCAAUUUGGAGCAUCUGAUUCUAUCAGAGGUUCAACUUUUAGGUGAAAUUCCGGCGGAAUUGAGACUCUGUCGAUUGUUGAAGCAGCUUGAUUUGUCCAACAAUACGCUAAACGGAUCAAUACCGGUUGAACUUUAUGAGCUGCUUGAAUUGACCGAUCUCUAUCUCCACAACAACAGCUUGGUUGGUUCAAUUUCUCCAUUCAUAGCAAACCUCAGCAACUUGCAGACGCUUGCACUGUUUCACAACAAUUUGGAGGGCAACUUGCCCGGAGAAAUUGGAAUGCUGAGUAAACUUGAAAUCUUAUAUCUGUAUGAAAAUCAACUGUCUGGAGACCUCCCUUCGGAGAUUGGUAAUUGUUCAAGCCUGCAAAUGAUUGACUUCUUUGGCAAUCGUUUCACUGGGGAGAUUCCCGUUACUAUUGGCAGACUGAAGGAGCUGCAUCUUCUUCAUCUGAGGCAAAAUGCGCUUGUGGGUGAAAUUCCAGCCACGUUGGGUAACUGUCAUCAACUAACCAUCCUGGACUUAGCAGACAAUCGCCUAUCUGGUGGCAUUCACCCGAGUUUCGGGUACCUUGAAUCCCUGGAGCAGCUCAUGCUUUACAACAAUUCACUUGAAGGUAAUCUUCCCACUUCAUUGAUCAAUUUAGCGAACCUGACAAGAGUCAAUCUCUCCAAAAACAAAAUGAAUGGCAGCAUUGCUGCGUUGUGUAGUUCACGUUCUUUGCUUUCUUUUGAUUUAACGAACAAUGCAUUUGAUGGUGACAUCCCUCCAGAGCUUGGUAAUUCACCUUCUCUUGAGAGACUAAGAUUAGGAAAAAACCAAUUCACUGGCAGAAUCCCCGGAUCAUUGGGCAAGAUUCGUGAACUGUCACUAUUAGAUCUCUCGGGUAAUAUGCUCAGUGGACCUAUACCAGCUGAGCUGAUGUUGUGCAGGAAACUGAGUCAUAUUGAUCUAAAUAACAACUUCCUUUCUGGACUGGUACCACCAUGGCUUGGUGGUUUGCCUCAACUAGGAGAGAUUAGGCUCUCCUCCAAUCAAUUUUCUGGGGCUCUUCCUCGAGAACUUUUCAAUUGUUCCAAGUUGUUGGUACUCUGCCUUGAUGGCAAUUCGCUCAAUGGAACUCUCGUUGGUGAAAUUGGUAACUUGUUAUCUCUUAAUGUACUCAACCUCAACAGAAACCAACUUUCUGGACCUAUUCCUGCAACCAUAGGCAAGCUAAGCAAGUUGUAUGAGCUACAGCUCUCAUGGAACAGCUUCAAUGGUGAUAUACCAACUGAGCUUGGACAACUCCAGAAUCUUCAAAGCAUUCUAGAUCUCAGUAACAACAACCUCACCGGACAAAUCCCGCCUUCUAUUGGAACGCUAUCCAAGCUCGAAGCCCUCGAUCUUUCUCACAAUCAACUCAUCGGGGAAGUCCCUCCUCAAAUUGGUGAUAUGAGCAGCUUGGGCAAGCUUAAUCUCUCGUGCAACAAGCUUCAAGGCAAAUUAAGCAAACAGUUGUCACACUGGCCAGCUGACGCAUUUGAAGGGAACUUAAAUCUAUGUGGAAGCCCGCUUGAUCCUUGCAACAACCUUCCAUCCAGCAAGCAGCAAUCAGCCCUAAGCGAAACAUCCGUGGUGGUGAUAUCAGCAAUUUCAACUUUAGCUGCAAUUGCUCUGCUGGCGCUGAUAGUAGCCACCUUCUUGAAACAGAGGAGAGAAUAUGUCAAGAGAGCCAGUGAAGUGAAUUGCACCUACUCCUCCAGUUCUUCACAAGCACGGAGAAGGCUACUCUUCCAGAAUGGGGCUGCUAAGCAAGACUAUAAAUGGGAAGACAUCAUGCAAGCCACAAAACAUCUAAGUGAUGAGUUUGUCAUUGGCUCAGGAGGAUCUGGAACGGUGUACAAAGCUGAAUUACCAAGGGGAGAAACAGUGGCCGUCAAAAAGAUUUCGUGGAAGGAGGAUCUUCUAUUGAAUAGAAGCUUCACAAGAGAAAUUAAGACACUUGGGAGGAUAAGGCACAGGCAUCUAGUGAAGUUGAUGGGGUAUUGUAGCAACAGAGUGGCUGGUUUGAAUCUCCUGAUAUACGAGUACAUGGAGAACGGAAGUGUGUGGGAUUGGCUGCAUAGGAAACCGGUGAAUAUCAAGAAGAAGAGCCUUGAUUGGGAGGCUAGGAUAAGGAUUGCAGUGGGAUUAGCGCAAGGAGUGGAGUACCUCCACCAUGACUGCGUGCCAAAGAUUGUUCAUAGGGACAUUAAAUCAAGCAACGUGUUGCUAGAUUCUAAUAUGGACUCUCAUUUGGGAGAUUUCGGGCUUGCCAAAUCACUUGCUGAGAAUCAUGACUCCAACACAGAAUCAAAUUCAUGGUUUGCAGGGUCUUAUGGUUAUAUUGCGCCAGAGUAUGCUUACACAUUGAAGGCAACUGAGAAGAGUGACGUUUACAGUAUGGGCAUUGUGUUAAUGGAGCUUGUCAGCGGGAAAAUGCCGACUGAUGCCUGUUUUGGUGUAGACAUGGACAUGGUGAGAUGGGUGGAGACGCGAAUGGAAAUGCAAGGUUCUGAUCGUGGGGAACUGAUAGAUCCUGCUUUGAAACCGCUCUUACCCGGCGAGGAAUCUGCGGCAUAUCAGGUGCUUGAAAUAGCACUGCAGUGCACGAAAACCACCGCACAAGAGAGGCCAUCCAGCCGGCAAGCGAGUGAUCAACUCAUUCAUGUAUUGAACAACAGGAUGGUGGAUUUUGACAAGAUGACAUGACUAAUGCUAUCAAUUCUUAAAGGUUGAAGAUGAUCAAAAUGAAAGAGAAACUAAUGGUUGCUGCAAGCUCAAAUCGUGAAACUUCCACUUAAACACUCAGAAUUUUACUACGUUAUAUGCCAAACUCCAGCUUGUUUGAAUUGUUUUUGUUGAGAAUUCGUUUAAAAAUAGUUGUAAAGGAAAUCCUCGGAGUUGGACACCUAGCUAUUCUUUUCUUCUCUUCCAUUUGUAAUAAUCCAGCAUACCCGCAGCCCCUGC
Molecule: messenger RNA, 3057 nt
Organism: Theobroma umbraticum
Lineage: Eukaryota; Viridiplantae; Streptophyta; Magnoliopsida; Malvales; Malvaceae
Gene: GSO2
Product: Leucine-rich repeat transmembrane protein kinase
Biological process (GO): protein phosphorylation
Molecular function (GO): protein binding; protein kinase activity; ATP binding
Source: RefSeq, a predicted model, not a curated record